Panthera uncia (snow leopard) is the source of this 2690-nucleotide messenger RNA. It is a transcript of the gene NAMPT, whose product is annotated as nicotinamide phosphoribosyltransferase. The record is from RefSeq and is a predicted model, not a curated record. The transcript has 11 exons. Gene Ontology annotation, molecular function: nicotinamide phosphoribosyltransferase activity. Bases 250 to 1725 code for a protein of 491 amino acids. Gene Ontology annotation, biological process: NAD+ biosynthetic process. Lineage: Eukaryota; Metazoa; Chordata; Mammalia; Carnivora; Felidae.
GAGGAGUCGGUCGGAGUCCCUGGGCUGAGAGCUCGAGAGCUGCCGCCGCCACCACCCCCCGCCGCGUCACGGCUCCCGGGCCCGCCCUCCUGUGGCCCCUCCUCCCCACUCCGCUUCCCCCCCUCUUCUCCCCCGCCCCUCCGGCCGAGCGGUGACUUAAGCAACGGAGCGCGGUGAAGCCCAUUUUUCUCCUUCCUCGCCGCCGCGCUGGGCAGCUCGCGGCGCGUGGCCCGCACACUCCCGCCCGAGAUGAAUGCUGCGGCAGACGCCGAUUUCAACAUCCUCCUAGCUACUGACUCCUACAAGGUUACUCACUAUAAACAGUACCCACCCAAUACCAGCAAAGUUUAUUCCUACUUUGAAUGCCGUGAAAAGAAGACAGAAAACUCAAAAAUAAAGAAGGUGAAAUACGAGGAAACAGUAUUUUAUGGGUUGCAGUACAUUCUUAAUAAGUACUUAAAAGGUAAGGUUGUGACCAAAGAGAAGAUCCAGGAAGCCAAAGAGGUGUACAGAGAGCAUUUCCAGGAUGAUGUCUUUAAUGAAAAGGGAUGGAACUACAUUCUUGAGAAAUAUGAUGGGCAUCUUCCAAUAGAAAUAAAAGCUGUUCCUGAGGGCUAUGUCAUUCCCCGAGGAAAUGUUCUCUUCACAGUGGAAAACACAGAUCCAGAGUGUUACUGGCUUACAAAUUGGAUCGAGACUAUUCUUGUUCAGUCCUGGUAUCCAAUCACAGUGGCCACAAAUUCUAGAGAGCAGAAGAAAAUAUUGGCCAACUAUUUGCUGGAAACAUCUGGUAACUUAGAUGGUCUGGAGUAUAAGUUACAUGAUUUUGGCUACAGAGGAGUUUCUUCCCAAGAGACUGCUGGCAUAGGAGCGUCUGCUCAUUUGGUUAACUUCAAAGGAACAGACACAGUAGCAGGAAUUGCUUUUGUUAAAAAAUACUAUGGAACGAAAGAUCCUGUUCCAGGCUAUUCUGUUCCAGCAGCAGAACACAGUACCAUAACAGCUUGGGGGAAAGACCGUGAAAAAGAUGCUUUUGAACAUAUAGUAACACAGUUUUCAUCAGUGCCUGUAUCUGUGGUCAGCGAUAGCUAUGACAUUUACAAUGCAUGUGAAAAAAUAUGGGGUGAAGAUCUAAGACAUUUAAUACUGUCAAGAAGUACAGAGGCACCACUAAUAAUCAGACCUGAUUCUGGAAAUCCUCUGGACACUGUAUUAAAGGUUUUGGAUAUUCUGGGUAAGAAGUUCCCUAUUACUGAGAACUCAAAGGGCUACAAGUUGCUACCACCUUAUCUUAGAAUUAUUCAAGGGGAUGGAGUAGAUAUUAAUACUCUACAAGAGAUUGUAGAAGGCAUGAAGCAAAAAAAAUGGAGUAUUGAAAACAUUGCUUUCGGUUCUGGUGGAGCUUUGCUACAGAAGUUAACAAGAGAUCUGUUGAAUUGUUCCUUCAAGUGUAGCUAUGUUGUAACCAAUGGCCUUGGGAUUAAUGUCUUCAAGGACCCCGUUGCUGAUCCCAACAAAAGAUCCAAAAAGGGCCGAUUAUCUUUACAUAGGACACCAGCAGGGAAUUUUGUUACACUUGAGGAAGGAAAAGGAGACCUUGAGGAAUAUGGUCAUGAUCUUCUCCAUACUGUCUUCAAGAAUGGGAAGGUGACAAAAAGCUAUUCAUUUGAUGAAAUCAGAAAAAAUGCAGAGCUGAAUAUCGAACUGGAAGUAGCGCCUCAUUAGGGUUUAUGACUGGGUGUGCGUGCUCGCCUGCGUGUGUGUGUACAUGUGCAUGCAUGCACGUGUGCACCAGCGUGUGAGUAUGUAAUCAUGUUUAUUGUACAGAUGUGGGGGGUUUCUUUGUGUUUUAUGAUACAUUACAGCCAAAUUAUUUGUUGGUUUAUGGACAUACUGCCCUUUCAUUUUUUGUUUUUUUCCAGUGUUUAGGUGAUCUCAAAUUAGGAAAUGCACUUAACCAUGUAAAAGAUUAAUGAUAAGUAAGCUUUUUAGGGCCCUUUGCCAAUAGAUAGUAAUUCUAUCUGGUAUUGAUCUUUUCACAAAUAACCGAACCCAGAAACUUUUAUAUAUAACUGAAGAUCACAUAAAACAGAUUUGCAUAAAAUUAUCAUUGAUUGCUUUAUGUUUAUAUUUAACUUGUAUUUUUGUACAAACAAGAUUGUGUAAGAUAUAUUUAAAGUUUCAGUGAUUCAACAGUCUUUCCAACUUUUCAUGAUUUUUAUGAGCACAGACUUUCAAGAAAAUACUUGAAAAUAAAUUACAUUGCCUUUUGUCCAUUAAUCAGCAAAUAAAACAUGGCCUUAACGAGUUGUUUGUGUUAUUGUACAAUUUGAAAGUUAUGUCAGGACAUACCCUAUAGAAUUACUAACCUCACUGCCCCUUGUAGAAUAUGUAUUAAUCAUUCUACAUUAAAGAAAAUAAUGGUUCUUACUGGAAUGUCUAGGCACUGUACAGUGAUUAUAUAUGUUGGUCAUUGUAUUGUACCAGUGAAAUGCCAAAUUUGAAGGCCUGUACUGCAAUUUUAUAUGUCAGAUAUUGCCUGUGGCUCUAACAUGCACCUCAAGAUUUUAAGGAGAUGUUUUUAGAGAGAAUUUCUGCUUCCACUACAGAAUAUAUACAUAAAUGUAAAAUAUUAACAAAAGUGGAAGUAGUGUAUUUUAAAGUAAUUACACUUCGGAAUUUAUUUUUCC